AUGAACGUUGUUGUAUGCUCUGGUGGGACUGCCACAAAUUCACUAACUCCUUGCUUUUCGAAUAUUUCUACCUUAAAAGGGCAUGAGCUGACGUAUAUUUUGCCAAUAUCGGAUAAUGGUGGGUCCACAAGUGAGAUUCUACGAAUAGUCGGUGGCCCAGCAAUUGGUGACAUUAGAUCUAGAAUAGUGAGACUUCUUCAAGAUGAACAGCUUGUCGAGUUGUUCGGCCACAGGCUGCCUGAUGACAAGUUACAGGCGAAAAAAGAAUGGAACGAAAUAGUAGAAGGAUCGCAUCCCAUAUGGAAAAAUAUUUCGGUAGAAGUCAAAGAAAUGUGUCGCUCUUUUAUCAUCCAUAUGCAAGCGGAACUUUUGAAAAAGAUUAAGCACUCGAAUCCGUUUCAAUUUGAGAGGGCAUCCAUUGGAAAUUUUUUCUUAACUGGCGCUAGAUUGUUUUUGGGUUCCCUCGACGCAUCCAUCGAACUAAUGAUGAGAAUCGGGAGGUGUAGUCCUCUAGUUCAUGUUAUUCCAUGUAUAAAUACCAAUCACACACAUCAUAUUUCGGCUUUGUUAACGAAUGGUGAGAUGAUAACUGGUCAAUCACAAAUAUCGCACCCUUCGAAAUCUCUCCCAGAAGAUAAUGGCAUAGCACAUUCAGCUAAAUUUAUUCAUUUACUUGGGUCUUACGAUGAUCAUCUGAAAAUUCUCUUGGACGGUGAAGAAGAAGAAGAAGAAGAAGAAGCAGAAGAAGAGUAUGCCAAUCCUAUCUAUAUUCUUCCAGAACUCAAGAACUCACAGUUACAUUUCGACAAGCUUGAUGAGUCUCAGAAUCUACCUGCGCCAGUACAUAGGAUUUUAUAUAUAAACCCAUAUGGUGAAGAGAUCAAACCAAUGGGAAAUCCGAGGGCUAUUUCCAAAGUGAAAAGGGCUGACAUGGUUGUUUACUCCAUCGGUUCCCUGAUGACAAGUUUACUUCCAAUCCUUAUUCUUGGUAAUCUUGCUGAAGUAAUUUUGGAAUCUAAUAAUACAAAGAAAGUUUUGCUUAUAAAUAAUAAGUAUGAUAGAGAGGUCUUCGGUUUAGACGGUUUACACUAUGUCCAAAUGAUCAUAGAUUCUAUGAGCAGGGCAAUAGCAGGCUAUAGACAGUCAAAGGGUAUUUAUUCAGAGAAUGGUAGCUUCGAAUGGCAAGAUUUUAUUACUGAUGUUAUUUACUUAAAAAACGGUGAAAUCAAAAUUGAUGAAACAAUAUUCAAAAAGCAUAAUAUUAGAUGCCACCAGAUUGCUUCUUCCGAUAAGAUGGAAAGUGAAGAACUUGAAAAGGUUCUAAAUGAAAUUGGCCUCAAAAACUGA
Saccharomyces paradoxus is the source of this 1347-nucleotide messenger RNA. RefSeq lists its product as uncharacterized. The record is from RefSeq and is a predicted model, not a curated record. Lineage: Eukaryota; Fungi; Ascomycota; Saccharomycetes; Saccharomycetales; Saccharomycetaceae. The coding region runs from base 1 to 1347 and encodes 448 amino acids. The transcript has a single exon. Gene Ontology annotation, molecular function: LPPG:FO 2-phospho-L-lactate transferase activity.